AUGGGAAAUUCUUCUUUAUUAGAUCCCGUGGAAGGAGUCGAGCCCACCAAAGGUAGCUAUUACCUUUGGCGCUAUGCCCCCAACAAAGGAGCUGCAGCGCUCUUCCUCCUCCUCUUCCUGGCCUCCUUCUUCUAUAUUUGUUGGAGAAUAUAUAAGACCCGUACCCGCUUCUGCAUUGUGUUUGCAAUCGGAUGUUUCUAUAAGCAACCUAUAGCACAUAUAAUAGUCGAAGUCAUCGGUUAUGGAGCCCGUAUAUCCUCCGCCAACCAAACCGGUCGCAUCAUAACUUAUACCAUUCAAAGCAUGUAUAUCCUGGUCGCACCGGCUCUCUUCGCAGCAUCGAUAUACAUAACCCUGGGCAGAAUAAUCAUCAGCGUCCGCGGCGAGAAAUAUUCCUUGAUUAGACCGACAAGAUUGACAAAGACGUUUGUUACUGGAGACAUCCUAACGUUCAUGAUCCAGGGUGGUGCAGCAGGUAUAAUAGUAGUCCAGAACGCUACUCUUGCUAAAUGGGGUGAGAGAAUUGUAAUACUUGGUCUUAUCGUCCAGGUUCUCUUGUUUGGCCUAUUUACAGCUAUUGCGGUAGUCUUCCACCACAGGUUGAGAAAAUCUGCUACGACCGACUCGUUCAACAGUUUGAUCCCUUGGGAGUCAACCUUAUAUAUGCUAUAUAUAGUAAGCGCCUUAAUCAUAGUUCAAUCAAUCUUCAGGGUAGUUGAAUAUGCCCAGGGUCAAACCGGUUAUUGUCUCAGUCAUGAGUGGACAAUAUAUGUCUUUGAUUCACUUCUGAUGUUCCUUGUUGCAGUCUUGUUUUCAUGGAGAUUUCCAAGCGGGCUGAAGCCAAGAGAAUUCAUUCCAGUUUAA
This is a messenger RNA of Ilyonectria robusta, 864 nucleotides long. Its product is annotated as RTA1 like protein-domain-containing protein. The record is from RefSeq and is a predicted model, not a curated record. Gene Ontology annotation, cellular component: membrane. The transcript is spliced from 2 exons. The coding region runs from base 1 to 864 and encodes 287 amino acids. NCBI's taxonomy places the organism in Eukaryota, Fungi, Ascomycota, Sordariomycetes, Hypocreales, Nectriaceae.